Messenger RNA from Trichomonas vaginalis G3, 357 nucleotides. RefSeq names its product dynein light chain 2a, cytoplasmic domain-containing protein. The transcript has a single exon. Lineage: Eukaryota; Parabasalia; Trichomonadida; Trichomonadidae. The record is from RefSeq and is a predicted model, not a curated record. Bases 1 to 357 code for a protein of 118 amino acids.
AUGCCAAAACUCUUGAAUAUUGAGGAAUUUAAUAAAUUUUUAUCCGAAUUUGCUGAAGAAAAUGCACUCACAUUUGCAUUUCUUGCAACACCAGCAGGUGGCUUAAUUUGUUCAAACGAAUUUACAAAUUCAAGAAUGGUUGUCGAGGCUAUUUCAACAGUAUGGCAAACAUUCCCAGAUCCAAACUGGGAAAGAAUCAUGUUUGAAUGGGAAUCAGCUCUUUGUAUCGUUAUGAAUUGCAAUGAAUACAUUUUUGGUAUAGAACAAUCCGAUCCAAAUCCAUCUACACUUGGCUUACUCAAACACAAAAUUGCUGUUGCCAAAAACUUCAUAAUGAAAACAUUAUCCGAGGAAUAA